Messenger RNA from Pleuronectes platessa (European plaice), 1859 nucleotides. RefSeq lists its product as uncharacterized. The transcript has 6 exons. Gene Ontology annotation, biological process: response to bacterium. The coding region runs from base 363 to 1220 and encodes 285 amino acids. NCBI's taxonomy places the organism in Eukaryota, Metazoa, Chordata, Actinopteri, Pleuronectiformes, Pleuronectidae. The record is from RefSeq and is a predicted model, not a curated record.
UCUCACAGUUCAUUCUAUUUCAUUUCAAUCUCAACAUUAAGUCUUGACUUUCUGUCCUGUGUGAAGAACAUUUCAGUUUAGACAACAUAUGACCUGAUAUCUGAGUUGUCCCCAGACGUCUUUAGUGUGACAGGAAGAUUGUUUGUUAACAUUGAAGCUCUGUGAGUCUAGACUUAUGUAAAACCUUUGACUGACAUCAAGAAGAGGCCGAAACAUCUUGUGAUGCUCUACAUCAGACUGCAGAGGUUCCUCAGCAGAUCCCUUUGAUUGUGGCUAACCUCGGUGAUAACAUCAAUCUGACAUGUUCUGUUUCUGGGACAGAAGCCUGGUUGUUUUUCUGGUACAAGCUGAAAUUUGGAUACAUGGUCCAAACACUUGCUAAAGGAGCUUCUGCAGAUAUAAAGCUUCAAGGACAAUUUGACGACCCGAGAUUCACAGUCAGGAAAGAUGAUGAUCUGUAUACUCUUACCAUAAGAAAUAUAAGCAAAGACGAUGAAGCAACAUACUUCUGUCAAGCAGGAGAGCCAUAUAUAAUUACUUUGGUUAAUGGCACAAUUUUGGCUGUGAAAGAUCACAAAAAUCAGCAGAAACACAUCUAUGUCAAACAAAGUCCGGAGACCGCGUCAGUCCAGCCGGGAAACUCGACGACUCUCCAGUGUUCACUUCUCUCCACGAACAAAGAAAACCUGGUCCAGUGUCCAGGUGAACACAGGGUGCACUGGUUCAGAGCCGGAUCAGGACGCUCCCAUCCCAGCUUCAUUUACACUCAGAGCAGCAGGAGAGAUGAACAAGAGGAGAAGAGCUGCGUCUACAGUCUGUCCAAAACUAUACACAACUCCUCAGAUGCUGGGACUUACUACUGCGCUGUGGUCACAUGUGGAGAGAUCCUGUUUGGUGGAGGAACCAAAGUGGAGAUGAGACAAGAACAACUUCCAUGGGUCAUUGUGCUUGGGACACUGACGCUCUGCUGCAUCAUUGUGAUUGUUGCUCUAAUUCUCUUCAGAAAGAAAAAGACUGUUUGCGAACAUUGCAAAGGAGCAGCGACGGCCUCCCAUCCUGAUGGAUCAGCUGAGGAUCAACCAAAUGAUGCGGAUGGUGACGCAGCGGCGAUGAACUACGCUGCACUUGGUUUCAACUCAAGAAAAGCUACAAGAUGGAAUAACAGGAAUUCACCAGAGGACUGUACUUACUCAAGCAUCAGAAAAUCUGUCAGACAAUAAUGUUGAUGCAGCUCAUUGAGAAGAUGAUGAUGGAUUAAAUCAUGUAUAAUAACAAAUGAUGUGUAUAUGAAUUGAUUGAUUAAAUGAUUUUUGAAGUCACAUUUUGGUAAUUGAAUAGUUUAGUUAACGUUGGUGAGAGCACAUAUCUUAAUAAUAUCCCUUGUCUAAUUUAUUGUGUGUCAUUUCUCAAAAUCCAGAUGAAAUAUGAAUAAUUUAUGGAACUUUUAUUUUCAUUAAAGAGAAAAUUAAUAUUCUAUGCUCUUUAUAUUAUAUUAAAUGCAAAUAAAUUAACCAGUUGAUGAAUAAUCCAAUAAAGUUUGAUGCUUGGAGGGACCAGAGUUGGUCUCUGUUAUAGAAGUCAUCUCUCAGAAUCAAUACUCUGACGCCUCAGUGUAACUUUGACUCAUUUUAAUCGUUCUCAAUUUGAUCUGCUGAGCUCAACAUGACGAAGAGAACAUCACUGGAAUAUUCUAUGAGUCAUGACCAACAGCACACACAUGUGCUUUAUGUGCCAACAUGCAAUUCUUAUGUUGAACAGGCGUAAUGUUUACCAUGUUAAGAAUUUUUUUUUUUCGUGUUGACAUCCCUCUAAAUUUCAUAUUAAGAGGGAUGUGGUUAGUAAACACCAACAACAACUGA